This is a messenger RNA of Camellia sinensis, 624 nucleotides long. Lineage: Eukaryota; Viridiplantae; Streptophyta; Magnoliopsida; Ericales; Theaceae. The record is from RefSeq and is a predicted model, not a curated record.
AUGGGAAUUGAUCCAGUGACUCACAAACCCUUCUCCCAAAUCCUUGCUGACUAUGGAAACAUUGAUGGCCUCCCAAAAUUCGGAAACCGAAUCGGAUCCCUCAACCGGGACAUAAAAAACGCAUUCAUCUCCAAAUCGGUCCAGUCUCCGAUCCCACAACACGUAUUCUCAAAUUUCAACAUGCAUUUCACAACACUCGAUCAUCCAAUCCAAAACACCGCUGGCAAUUACGCAAAUAACAGUUCGCUAGACCUUCUGGCUCAGCUCCAAUCCAUUACGCUCGUUACUGAAGCCUCAUCAAACUAUACCAACAGCCAAACAACCAACACGCCACAUGUUGAUUGCUCCUCUUCAUCAGCAGUAAGUCAGUUUAACGCGUCUUUGAGUUUCAGCUGGCGCGAUUUUCUUAUUGAAGAUCCAUUUAUACCGGGUGAUGUACAACAAGAAGAAGAGAUUAAGCAAGAAGAAAAACAAGAUUUUAGUGCGGUUGAAGAAAUGGGUCAUGAAUUUGAGGUGAUGAAUAGCUUUGAGAGUUCAUCGUGUUCUGACAGAUCGUUUGUUGAAGCCAUAAUGGAUCAACAAAGCGAUAUGCUAUUGGAGUUUCCUGGACUUAUGGAAGAAUAA